AUGGCAAGCACGCUCUAUCCCACCGGUAGCGUCCAUAAUAACACUUCUUUCGACGCGCCUCCUGGUUAUUCUGUGUUCUUCGCCUCCGAUCGUGCCAUGAUGAACACGAAACUGGUUGCAAGCGCUGAGGGUACUACCUCUAACUCCGCCGAUGACGGCUUUGGCACGGGUACGGGAGGCAACCCAAUAAACUUGAUCCAGGGUCAGCUCUCUGGAGUACACUCCGUAGAGAUUGAGUGUUCCACCACCUGCGCCUCGCAACCGACGUUACUCCGGUGGACCAUACGCAAUGGGGUAUAG
Dibothriocephalus latus is the source of this 300-nucleotide messenger RNA. Lineage: Eukaryota; Metazoa; Platyhelminthes; Cestoda; Diphyllobothriidea; Diphyllobothriidae. The record is from the annotation of a GenBank genome assembly.